AUGGCGUUUGUUAAGUCCUCUACUUGCCCGAUAAUCGGAAACAACCAAACGGGUAGUAGUUUUUGGAAGGCGACAACGGAUAGAUUUAACGCGAUUGUGGAGCAUGGUCCGGCUCGUGAUGUCGAAUCCGUCUCGGGAAAGUGGCGUAAAACGAGCAAGGUCAUCAAUAACUUUAACGGGAUUUAUAACCAAAUUUACACUUGUCCUCCUAGUGGGAGUAACGACGAGGACAUUCUUAACCUUGCUAUCGCUAAGUGGGACUCUCAAAAUUCAACGCCUUUCCCGCACUUCCGAGCAUGGAACGUUGUAAGGAAAGAACAAAAAUGGAAGCCGGUUCCAAAUGAGGUCGCAACCGCCAAACGGACUAAAACUUCCGAGUCUGGAAGUUAUAGUGCGGGAGGCUCCACCGCUCGUUGUCAAAUCGACAUAAAUGACGACCCGGAAGAUGACGAGGAUGUCUUGCCCGUUCACGAGUCGGAACGUCCCACCGGAAGGGACAAAGCAAAAAAAGAGGCGGCCGGAAAGCGCAAAGGGGCCGACUCGAGUGGAGGGGGCGGCUCGAAGGCAUCAUCGAAAAUGGACGAGUUGAUAAACGAAUUCCGUUCGUUCAAAGAGUUCGCGGCCGAAAAAUAUACUCACAAGAAAACCGUGUCGGCCGACUAUGCUCGAGCGGAGGAUUUUAGGAUUAUGAGGUUGGAUUUCGACUCGGUUCCGGAGGAUGAACGCGAGGUUUAUCGGAGGAUGAAAGAAGAGGAUUAG
Molecule: messenger RNA, 759 nt
Organism: Helianthus annuus (common sunflower)
Lineage: Eukaryota; Viridiplantae; Streptophyta; Magnoliopsida; Asterales; Asteraceae
Exons: 3
Coding region: 1-759 (252 amino acids)
Source: RefSeq, a predicted model, not a curated record